AUGUACGACAUCGCCGGUGCCCGUGCCUCAUCUCCGCCGCUGGCCGAGACGGGACGAUCUACCUUCAUCCACGUAAGUGAGGUCCCGGACCGCGCUGAUCCCGGCGCCGCGGACGGAGGGCGGCUGAGUACCGUUAAGCGACGUCAAGCCAAAGCCAAGCCAAAUCCAGCCAACACAACAAAACCCCAACCUAAGAAGAAGCCACAUCAAACCAGCAACAGACCAAGGCGAACGCAAAUCAAACCGAACCAGCAACAAACCCAACCCCACGUUCCAAGUCAAGUCGAGGUCAAGUCCCAAGCCAAAGUCAAGUCCCAAGUAAGUCAAAGAGCCAACAGUCAAGUCCAGUCCAAGUCAAGCCAAUUCUCGAGUCAAGUCCAAGUCCAAGUCAAGCCAAUUCUCGAGUCAAGUCAAGUCCAGUCAGCCAAUUCUCGAGUCACAACAAAGUCCAAGUCAAGCCCAAUUUCUGAGUCAAGUCCAAGUCCAAGUCAAGCCAAUUCUCGAGUCAAGUCCAAGUCCAAGUCAAGCCAAUUCUCGAGUCAGUCCAAGUCCAAGUCAAGCCAAUUCUCAGUCAAGCCAAGUCCAAGUCAAGCCAAUUACUCGAGUCAAGUCCAAGUCCAAGUCAAGCCAAUUCGGUCGAGUCAAAGUCCAAGUCCAAGUCAAGCCAAUUCUCGAGUCAAGUCCAAAGUCCAAGUCAAGCCCAUUCUCCGAAGUCAAGUCCAAGUCCAAGCCAAUUCUCGAGUCAAGUCCAAGUCAGUCAAGCCAAUUCUCGAGUACAAGUCCAGGGCACAAACCAGCCAAGCGCGAAGACCAAGCCAAGUCAAGCACAAAGACCAAGUGCCACGCAAGCCAGAGGACCAAGCCAGUCAAGCACAGCUUCCCUCUCGCUCGCCCAAGCAGAAAAAAUAA
Messenger RNA from Penaeus vannamei (Pacific white shrimp), 909 nucleotides. NCBI's taxonomy places the organism in Eukaryota, Metazoa, Arthropoda, Malacostraca, Decapoda, Penaeidae. The record is from RefSeq and is a predicted model, not a curated record.